Messenger RNA from Panonychus citri (citrus red mite), 1134 nucleotides. It is a transcript of the gene Sce, whose product is annotated as E3 ubiquitin-protein ligase RING2-like. The transcript has 2 exons. The record is from RefSeq and is a predicted model, not a curated record. Gene Ontology annotation, molecular function: chromatin binding; ubiquitin protein ligase activity. Lineage: Eukaryota; Metazoa; Arthropoda; Arachnida; Trombidiformes; Tetranychidae. Gene Ontology annotation, cellular component: ubiquitin ligase complex; PcG protein complex. Bases 110 to 919 code for a protein of 269 amino acids.
GAUAAUUGAUACUCGAUGUUUAUUUCUUGUUUAUUUUGAUUUUCAAGUUUUCUUUUUGUUUCUCUAUUUGUUUUAAUUAACCAGUUACGAUAUUAUUAUUUUAUCAAUUAUGGGAGUUGAUCUAACUGGUAACAAUAAACCUUGGGAGUUAAGUUUAUAUGAACUUAAUCGGAAACCUCAACCGCUAAUAACAGAUGACAGUGAAAUCGCCGUUAAACCAAGAAGCUUGCAAAGUGAGCUAAUGUGCCCAAUAUGUUUGGACAUGUUAAAAGCGACAAUGACAACAAAAGAGUGUCUUCAUAGAUUUUGUCAAGAAUGUAUUACAACCGCCCUUCGAAGUGGUAAUAAAGAAUGUCCAACCUGUCGGAAGAAACUUGUCUCUAGGCGAUCAUUAAGACCUGAUCCAAAUUUUGAUAUGCUUAUAUCAAAAAUUUAUCCAAGUCGAGAAGAUUAUGAGAAAAAUCAAGAGGUUAUUGGAUACAAAGAGAAUACAAGUCGACGAAAUAAUAGAGCAAAUAGAUCAGCUUCUAAUCAGGAUUCAUCUACGGCAUCUUGUGAAACCAACAACAAUCAUCAUGUUAUUCAACAACCCGAAAUCGAACUGGUCUUCAAACCUCUUACCCAAGGAAGUCCUGAUGAUAAUGUGAUCCAUACUCGUUUUCUUAAAACUACAACAAAUGCCACCAUUGACCAUUUAAUUAAAUAUCUUUCUAUGAGACAUUUCUUGGAAACAAAUCCCAAUAAUUGUGACAAUAAUCAAGAGCUAGACACUUCUAUAUUUACCAUUUAUGUGGCCGCUGGACCCGGUGAAUUUCAACCUUUACUUGGACAAACUACUUUGGAUCAAGUGAAUGAAAAAUUUUGGAGACACAACAAACCCUUAGAGUUAUAUUAUGCUUAUAAAAUGUCUCAACCAUGAUCCUCCCCAAUCUAAUUUUGGUACCGAAUAUUUUUGGUUUAAUCGUUUAAUCAUUUCUUUUUUUACAAUGAUAACACUCAGUAAAUACGAGAAAUUGAAUGGUCACACUUCGCGAAUCGUGAGCAUUUGUUAAAUAAUGUCCCGAUAUUUAUGUCAUCAACUGACUAUUAUAAGACUGGAAAGUUGAAAAUAAAAACAAAUCAUUUCAUUUUGUA